CACCACCCCAUUUCACACACAGCACAGCCAUCCCAGAAUUCCAUGUGCUUUUAUUAUUGUGAGUUUGCUUCAAUUCCCUUCCAAUUCCAACUACACCGCAAAAACAAGGAGAAAGUUCUCUCUUGUCAUCUCUUCUCUUCUCUUUUAUUUUAUUAAGGGGCUUUUUAAGAGGGUCCUUUAAAGCAAGCAACAUAAGAUGAGAUGAGAUGAGAUAUACACAUUUGGGAUUUGGGGUAUAGUGAAGACCCAGAAAAGAAAGUUAAUCCCACGAAGCAAAGCUGCCUACAUAUCGGGAAUUCUUGACAAUGGGGAUGAUUUGUUGUAGGUGUUUCAAUGGGUUCAUUUUCAAAUGGGUUUUGGGGCUUCUCCUAUAAAGAAUAGAUCUAGGAUUUUAGAGUUUUGAUUCAUUGUCUUCGAGGGUGGUGGGUGUGAAGGAGCUUUGUGGAGGCUGCUUUUCCUAAAUCUCAUCUCAGAGUUACAGUCAUCUUGGUGUUGUAAAAAAACAUGGCAUCCGAUCUCAAAAGCGAAUUAUCAAAGCAAACACAGAUUUUCCAUCUUAAAGUGUGGGUUUUAAUGGCGAUCUUCGUGGGGAUGUUCAUUGUAAUUAUCCUUUUGAUGCUAUCGUUUUAUCUUACUUCACGAAAGAAGGCUAGACGGGCUAAUGAAAAUCUUCCUGUUAGCCAAAUCCCAACCGUGUCAAAGGAGAUCAAAGAGAUAAGGGUUGAUCAAAAUUCAGCUCACAAUUUUAUUCCUCCUGAUGGUGAUUUCCUCACCCUUCAUGAUAAGUUCAGCGACAAGGAUUCCGACAAGCUUCUGAUGCAUUCAAACGUAGAGAAGACAAAAAAUGCAGAUAAUAGUAGUCAAUCGGGCUCAUUUAAUCAUUUAGAGAAAGAAGAUGACAAUUCUCAAUUGGGAGAAAAAGGGAGUACCAGGCAAGUUAAUGUGUUCAGACCUUCUUCGCAUCCUGUAACUGCCCCUUCCCCUCUAUCUGGUCUGCCCGAAUUCUCUCACCUUGGAUGGGGUCAUUGGUUUACAUUAAGGGACCUAGAUAUUGCAACAAACAGAUUUUCGAAAGAAAAUGUUAUAGGUGAGGGUGGGUAUGGAGUUGUUUAUCAGGGCCAUCUGGUCAAUGGCAGCCCUGUGGCUGUUAAGAAGCUCCUCAACAAUUUAGGACAAGCAGAGAAGGAAUUCAGGGUGGAAGUUGAGGCUAUUGGUCAUGUGCGGCAUAAAAACUUAGUUCGGCUUCUGGGUUACUGUAUUGAAGGAACUCACAGGAUGUUGGUAUAUGAGUAUGUCAACAAUGGAAAUUUAGAGCAAUGGCUUCAUGGAGCGAUGCAUCAGCAUGGAUAUCUUACUUGGGAGGCCCGCAUGAAAGUUCUCCUUGGCACUGCUAAGGCGCUUUCCUACUUGCAUGAAGCAAUUGAGCCGAAAGUGGUGCAUCGAGACAUUAAGUCGAGUAAUAUAUUGCUUGAUGACAACUUCAAUGCUAAAAUAUCUGAUUUUGGGCUAGCAAAAUUGCUGGGUGCCGGAAAGAGUCAUAUUACAACCAGAGUUAUGGGUACCUUUGGAUAUGUGGCACCAGAAUAUGCAAAUAGUGGUCUUUUAAACGAGAAGAGUGAUGUUUACAGUUUUGGGGUUGUGCUCUUGGAAGCGAUUACUGGAAGAGAUCCAGUGGAUUAUAGUCGUCCAGCACAUGAGGUAAAUCUGGUCGACUGGCUCAAAAUCAUGGUUGGCAGCAGGCGCUCUGAAGAGGUGGUUGACCCGACCAUUGAGACCAAGCCCUCUACAAGUGCCCUUAAACGAGCCCUUUUGACAGCUUUGAGGUGUGUCGACCCAGAUUCUGACAAGAGACCAAAGAUGGGUCAAGUUGUCCGCAUGCUUGAAUCGGAGGAAUAUCCCAUACCACGAGAGGAUCGAAGACAGCGAAGGAACCAUGCUGGAACCAGAGAAGGUGAAUCUCAAGUGGAGAACUCUGACACAGAUAAGAGUGACAUUCCAGUUAUGAGGUCCGACAGCAGAAGAAACCACAGGGCGUAAUCAAGCAUGCAAAACAUUUAUAGAUUUUGAGCACAGCAUUUGCAAAGGGGUGAUUCCCACAUUCUUUUGGUCUUCUGAGUUCAUCCAUUCGAGAUCAAGGCAAGCAGCGGAGGCUGAGGUAUUAAACGAUGGCAUUUUGUCAUUUGGUUCCUUAUUUCCUACUUCGUAGAUGUUGGAGGGAAGAUUACUAUGUUGUGUAUGAAGAUUGCAGUAUAACAAAUAGCCUAUGAUUGAUAGUCUUGUACAGUACAGGUCUUUGUGGUUUUAUAUAUUUUUUUGUUUUCACCAUUUCAUAUAGAUCAUUGUAGUGUUCACAUUGAGGAUUGUUAAUCAAUUGCCAUUGCUGUGAAGUGAAGGCAAAGGAUUUUAUUUUGUGAUUGCAUUUGAAGUUCUUUUGAAUACAAUGUAAAACUGAUAAUAAUGUCUUCA
Camellia sinensis is the source of this 2466-nucleotide messenger RNA. RefSeq names its product putative receptor-like protein kinase At5g18500. NCBI's taxonomy places the organism in Eukaryota, Viridiplantae, Streptophyta, Magnoliopsida, Ericales, Theaceae. Gene Ontology annotation, biological process: protein phosphorylation. Gene Ontology annotation, molecular function: protein kinase activity; ATP binding. The record is from RefSeq and is a predicted model, not a curated record.